GCCCGUGAUGCGCAGACGCGAAGCAACUGCUGCCUGAAAAUACUGGAUCGGGGACUUUCCAGGACCAUGUGUGUGGCUGCCAUCUCUGAUUGCCUGCCGCGUUCUCCACCUGAAAACAUCACUGGGAGCCAAUUUGCUAGGUGAAGACCACAGAGCCCUUAAAAUAGCAGCCUGUCCCACCUAGUGCAUUUUGUCAGCCAAAGCCAGGGCAUCCCCCACGACAAAGGCACGGGGCACCUCUCCCAUCCUUCAGUGGGAUCCCUGGGGUCAGGUGAGGAACAUCAGAGGCACGGAGCCCUCCCUCUGGCCAUCAUGGAGCCCACAGCUGACAGCCAGCUGGAGGCAUCUACUCCUUCCAGCACAGAGACAGCAGAAGACCUUGCCUUGAAGCUAAAUGCUGCUAUAAGGGACAAUAAUAAAAAAGAUGUGCUGGAGCUGCUGGAGAAAGGGGCAGAUGUGAACUCCAAAGCAGAAAGUGGCUGGACACCACUGCAGAGCGCCGUGCAAGCUGACAACGAGGAUCUGGUCCGGCUUCUGCUGGACAAGGGUGCUUAUCCACAUGCCAGGAAGGACAACGGUGGCACUGCAUUUACUGAGGCAGCGAUAGCAGGAAAUGUGAAGAUACUGGAGCUCCUCCUUGAUCGUGGGUUUAAUGUUGAUGACCAUGACGACAAUGGCUUCACAGCUUUCAUGGAGGCGGCAUGGCAUGGGAGGGAGGAAGCCUUGAAAUUCCUGUAUAGCAAAGGAGCAAAUGUGAAUUUGAGGAGGGCAGUCAGCGAGGAGAAAGCAAAACUGCAUAAAGGAGGUGCAACAGCACUGAUGGACGCCUGUCAGGAGCGCCACUUCUCGAUUGUAAAAACUCUUGUCCAAGAGAUGGGGGCUGAUGUGAACAUUUGUGACAACAAAGAUAGGAAUGCCUUGAUCCAUGCUCUCAAGGGGGGUUGUACCAAGAAAAGGUACGAGUCCGCUGUCUCCAUAGGCCAUUUCCUGCUGGACUGCGGUGUUGAUGUGAACAGCAAAGAUGAGUGUGGGAAAACUGCUCUCAUCCUAGCUGUUGAAAUCCGGAGCCCAGAUUUGGUGAAAGCUUUAUUGGAGAAGGACAAAAUAGAUAUUGAUGAUGCAGAUGAGGAGGGCAACACAGCACUGAUGGUGGCUGUAGAGGAGAAUGAUUAUGAUAUGGCAAAGUUGUUGUGUGAAAAAGGAGCAAGGACUGAUGUUGGGAACCUCAUCGCUAUUGUGAAUAGGAACCGUGCUCUUGACAUGGCUCGUCUUCUUCGCCAGUAUAACACCAGGUUCAUUCCAGAAACCCUCAAAGACUGGGAGCCAAACAGCAAACGCUGGAGGGACCAGCUGAAAAAACUUUAUAAAAUAUAUCGCCCUAUGAUUGGCAAACUGAAGACGUUUCAGUACAUCCAGCAGAGAAUUCAGAACACUUCCCAGGGUGGCAUCUACCUGGGGCUCCAUGAUGGGACGGAGGUAGCAGUAAGAAUAAGCCGCAGUGCGGAGGGUGACAGAGAGAAAAGAUUCUUCGAACAAUGUAGUAAAUGUGAACAUCUACUGAAGCUCUUCCAGUCUGAGAAGGCAGGAGGCUACAUGUACUUGUGCUUCCCCCUCUGGGAGAAAAACCUUGAAGAACAUCUGUGGGAACCAGAAGACCAAAUGGAUUACAAAGAUGCUCUGAGGAUGAUCUUCCAGGCAGUGAGAGAGCUGCACUCCCUCGGAUUUGCUCACCAGGAUCUGCAUCCCAGCAACUUUUUCAUAGAUUUAGGUGGCAAAAUUUACUUGGCGGACUUUGAGAAUAAAAGACAGUUGAUUGAAGGCAAAAAAGAACUUGUAAACUCAGAUUUGGAGGCCCUUGGGAGGCUUGUGCUGUAUGUUUUAACAGGGGGUAAGAAACCCCUUCAGCAAGUCAGUAUGGAGGAUUUGGCUGCUGAUUCCCCAGAUUACAGGGAGGCUCUGGACCUUGUAAGUAGCUUGGUCUCUCAUGAUGAACGAGGCUUGGAAGGUUUGAGCAAACAUCCCUAUUUCUGGAGCAAACAGACCAGGUUCAACUUCCUGAAGACUGUAUGGAAUAAAAUCAAAGAUCUCAGCAACCGAAAAACUGUCUUUCAAGCUCCUAAUGUUACUGAAAGUUUUCCUUACCCAUCGUGGACCAAGGAGGUUGACACGUAUGUUCUGCAUAUCAUGAAAAAUCCUGAGAAAGGAAACCCAUACAAGUAUAGCAACAAUGUCAUCGACCUACUGAGGUUUAUCAGAAACCUGGAUGAACACCCAGAUAGGAGGAUCAGCAACAGAAUAGGAGAUCAUGCUGAGUAUUUCUUGAAGAUUUUUCCAGCGCUUACCAUUUACGUCUACAACAGCUUACGCCAGAAUCCUAAAUACAGUCACUUGGCAGACAUUCAGGACCCUUCUCUGUAGGAUGUCAUCACCUCAUAUCCCACAUCUGAACCCACCGUCACUGCCUCCUUUUAUUCCCUAUUCCUUCAUCUGCAAAAGAGUCAAAGAAAGUGGGUAAGGAGAUGGGAGAGAGCACAUGCAGGGACAGAGACAGACUAAGAAAUGAAAGAUGCUUCAGAAGUGUUUGGUGUAACAACCACAGGCUUUGAAAAGGAACCAAGUUGAGCGCCAGCUCAGGUCCCCCUUGACUACUUGUGUCCCUCUGGCCUUGUCUGCCUCUGAGGUGGAGAUCAAGGCCCUGAUCCUUAUGGAGAGCAGGGAAAUGUGGGACAGACCCCACAUACCCAAUGCAUCUGGAAGACGGGAGAAGAGCUCACCCAUUGCCAGGCAACACGGGAAUCUCUGAUAAAGAAAAAGGAGCUCGACCUCUCUGCUAAGGCCAAUAUUCCCCUACAGCUUGCACUGAUGAGCUGCUCCUUUACCCCUAGAAAGACAGGGAUUCUCUCUUUUCAGUCUUUUUGAAACACAGCAGCCAGAAAAUGAGAUGCCUAGGCAAUGGUCUGAAUCAUAGAAUCAUAGAAUCAUUUAGGUUGGAAAAGACCUUUAAGAUCAUCAAGUCCAACUGUUAACCUAACCCUGCCAUCCCACCACUAAACCAUGUCCUAACCACCCUAAGCACUUUGGCUGCAGAGGUGCCCUUGGCCCGUCAUCCCUCUG
Messenger RNA from Egretta garzetta (little egret), 3114 nucleotides. It is a transcript of the gene RNASEL, whose product is annotated as ribonuclease L. Bases 313 to 2418 code for a protein of 701 amino acids. Gene Ontology annotation, biological process: protein phosphorylation; mRNA processing. Gene Ontology annotation, molecular function: RNA binding; RNA nuclease activity; protein binding. Lineage: Eukaryota; Metazoa; Chordata; Aves; Pelecaniformes; Ardeidae. The record is from RefSeq and is a predicted model, not a curated record. The transcript has 8 exons.